This is a messenger RNA of Symbiodinium natans, 3240 nucleotides long. NCBI's taxonomy places the organism in Eukaryota, Dinophyceae, Suessiales, Symbiodiniaceae. The record is from the annotation of a GenBank genome assembly.
AUGGGGCUUCCAGGGCUGGACAUUCGGGCACAGCGCAGAGUGUCCCGAGACAACGUGGCCUGUAAGUUUGUCCUGGACUUGCAGCAGCAGGUGGUGGACCGCGGGGGGGGAGCCUUGCGCGAGAACCCUCGCAACAGCUUGCAGUGGCAUUUGCCGCAAGAGAAAGCGAUGUCAGCGUCGGGACAAUGGUUCGACACCGACUACCACGCAUGUUGCUUCAUGGGGGCACGUCGCAAGGCGCAGCGCCUGCGGCGCAAUAUCUGGGAGUUGACCCAGGGGCCGACGCUGCGGUGCCACCAUACCCACGAUCCAGCGGAAUGGGAACCGUGGGCAGUUGGAGACCAAAUCGUCUUUCCCGCAGCGUCGGAGGCCGAGUACACAGCCCCUUUGGCGUUCCACAUCGCAGUCUCAGCGAGCUGGUGGGCGUGCAGAACCGGCUGGGCCAAGCUCCAUGUGCCCCGCGGGCCAGCGGUGCAGACAGUUGGCCGUCGGGAACAUUGGCUACAGUUGGAUCCACGAGCACUGCGCGAGUGGGCUAUGGCGCCGCUGGCUAUUUCCCUGGGCCUCAGGCCACUCGACCCGGGGGAGGCGGCGCGCGUUCCGCGCCGAGUUGAGGUGCAGUCGGCUUUGCAGCCCGACAAAACCCUGCCAGCGGACCAUGUGUGUGUGGGAAGAGGGCAUCAUACCCACCGGCUGCCAGUCACACAGUGGGCUUGUCCGUUUGUUCCAGGCUUCAACUGUGGAGUGGAUGACUGGCUCCCGCUUUUCACAGAACACGUCAUGACCCACAUGCGCAGCGAACUCAGGUCUCUCGAGGGUCGAGUGUUGGCCUGCGACUGUCCCCUGUCCCAAGCCUGCGAGGCGGAUGUGCUGGCAGGCUUGGUGUUUCAGGAGGGGAAACCUCCGGAUUGUGCGCAGGAUGCGGCUGCGGGACGGCCGGGGCGCAGGCACAAGGGAUCGCGACGGAGAGUCAUCCUCGCGGCGGCAGCUGGAGCGUUGCCUACUCCAGUGGGGGCCGUCAUCCCGUACUUGCACCAAGAUGCCGUGACCGGCGCCUUCAAGUCCCUUUUCCCGCCAGACCUCCUCCAGGAUUUCCACUUCCCCGUUGUGGAGGACCUCAUCAACAGUCCUCCCUUCACCUCCUUUCCACAGUGGUGCCGGGCGCAGGAGCUGCCGUGGGACGGCCCUCUGCUACCACAAAUGGUCAGUGCCCAGCAAAGGCAGUGGCAGCGGAAUGCUGAGGGCCAGCAAGCAGGUGGGAUGGCGCAUAAAGCCGCCCUGCCUCCAGUCCUGCCUUUUGGGCUGCACCCUGACGAGCAUUUCGAUCUGGCCAGGGACCUAGCCCACUACCCUACCCCUUUCGAAGCCGAACCCGUUCUUGAUCUCGACCUGCAAUAUGCUGCGGAGGUGACCGCAGCGGGGAGAGGGACUCUCCAGCGGUCGCGGCGGGUUGCCGUGGGGGCGCUUAGGGAGCUAAAGCGCAGGUGGGCAGGGGUAGACACCUGUCUGCGGCAGGGGCAGGAGCCAGGUGUCCGGCGUGUGACAGCCAGACGGGAUGUCGGCUUUCUCGCCCUACUGUUGCUCCUGGUGUCGUGGGGGGACGUGUCGUUGCCCCAAGCUUUCAUCGAAGGCAUGUCAGCCGUGGGAACGGCCCCCUAUUACGGAGUUUUCCCGUGGCAGGGUGCUAGGCAGAUAGGCCGAGACGAAAUCUUUCAGGAUGUGGGAGCCCAGAACAGCCGCAUCCAAGCCAGUUUAAGACCAGGGAAAGACGACGCUUUCCUCCUAGCCCAGAGCUUGAAGGAUGCUCAAAACGGCUUCUGCUCAAAGCCACUGCAAUACCCAGAGCUAUUGAGAGCUGUCAAGGGAGAGAAGUUCCGUCUAAUCCCCAGAUGUGUAAUUACGCAAAGUAGUGGCAAACAGCGAGUGAUCGACAACGCCGAUACCGGAGGCCAGUCAGAGCUUAGCUCAGACCCCAACAAGUUGGUCCUUUGCUCCCCGUUGAGGCCAGCUCAGCAUGCGGCCGUUCUGUUGCGGCAGUUGUCUACCUCCGAGUUCGAGGAAGCCCAGCGAGUGGAUGCGCUGGAAGGCGGGGGUGAGGACUGGCCCGACGCUUAUCGCCACUGCCCCAUGUCCCAUCGGGCGAGUUUGGCGUGCGUUGUGGUGUGGUGGCAUCAGGAAUGGUGCCAGCCAGCAUACCAGCUCUACUCUGGAUUGCUGUUUGGCCUCCCGUUGGCUGUCACGAGUUUCAAUCGCUACAGCCGUGCCGUCGAGGCACUGGGGCGCAGAUUACUCGGAAUCCUCGUCUCCCUGUAUUUCGACGACUCACACUUGACAGACUGGCGGUCGUCAUGUUGGGUUCCCCCUUUGCACCAGAUAAAAGGCAAGCAAUGGCUUCAGCAGGCAUUGAGAAGUGGGCAUGUCAAGUUCUUCGUUCGUGAGCGUCUGCUACAGAAGGUGCAGGAUAUGGUGACCACUAGCCUUUCGACCGGGUUGCUCUCUGCAGGCCAGGCAUCCAAGCUGUAUGGUACGUGCAACUUCUUGGAGCAGGGCAUGUACGGAAGAGUAGGAGCCGGAGGCCUGCACUCUAUCCGCGAGAGAGCGGAUGAAACAAGUCGGGAGUUGACCCCGCCAAUCCGGGCCAGUCUGCAGAUGAUCUUAGCAGUGCUGGCCGUGCGACCGGAGCGUGAAUUCGAGCUUUUCCCUCGACCACUUCCAAGAUUUCUUGCUGCGAGUGACGCAGCCGAAGACAUACCUGGACAAGGGACGGGAGGCUUCCACAUAGUUUGGUUGGAUGAGCCGGAGAAGCGGGAGAGCUUUGCGGCUGUGGUCAACUCAGAGCUCUAUGCCCUGUUCACGCCAGGUGAGCAUAAGAUCGCUCAGUUGGAAUUGGCAAUGGUUUUCUACGGGCUGGUAGUGCGUGCUGAAUCCUUCAGGGGAAGGCGCGGCUACUGGUAUAUUGACAACGUGGCAGCACUUAUGGCGCUCAUCCGAGGCCGUUCCAGCUCGCCGGACCUUGAACGCCUAGCCCACCUCAUACAUGUGGCCUUGUUUACUCUUCGAACAUCCAUUUUCUGGGAAUAUGUGCCAUCCAAAAGUAACUGGGCGGACGCGGUGAGCCGUGUAGGACUCUGCGAUCCGUGGUUACACCAGAGGGGUUUUUCCCCUAAUCUGGCUACCUUUCCCACAAUUCUUUGGUCUCUACCAUUCAGCGCAGUGUUGACAGUCUUCCGUUUCCUGUGA